CAUUUGGAUGUCAUAUGCAGUGGUAUCGUUAGCAUACUUUUACAAAAUAAGCUCUGAUUAUGACAUGUUUUUAAUUCAGAGCAAUAGUAGAAAGUUGAGUAAAAACUAGAAUUGUCGUCACUUUAAACUCCAAAUAAUGUCUAUAGUUACCUUCAUCCUACUUCUAAUAAGUGUGGGAAUGAUUUAACAGCUACAUUUUAAUCAGUGUAGGCUUUGCUACUUUCUUACUUCCAUGCUAAUUGUGGAAAACACCUCUAUGGGUAAAAUAUUUGCACUGAUAAUGUAGUUGGCUCUUUAUACUGAAGAAGAAAACACAUCUGCAGGAGGCUUCUGUUUGUUCUUUUAGUAAGCAUAAACAACUUUAACGCAGCUGAGCCUGACAACCUAGUUCAUUUGGUUACAAUAUCAAAGAAACAUAGUUUAAUGGUGUUAGGGAAAGACUGAGAGACUUUAUUAAGCGACCUUGUUUAAGAAGCUGAAUACUGGAUACCUCACGUUAUAGACUAUACAGAGAAAAGAUCAAAGAAAAGCAAGGCUGCUAUAGCUUUUUCAGAACAAGUGUAGAAAAACUUGCUUUGAUGUAAUUUUAAAAUAUUUUGUAUAACCUACAAAAUAAUUCUUACUUUUUUGUAUUGCUGUUAUGUAACAGAGUGGUGGUACAUAAAAAACUAGAGGUGCAAGUUAGGAUGAUGGCAAUUUUCUCAGAAAGUGAUAAAUAUUUUUACAUAGUUCAAAACUCAUGCAAUUAGAUUCAAAACGGUAACUCCUCAAUGAAUGGACCAGAGUAAAAUUUAAAAGGACAACUGAGGUCAAUUUAUUGCUUCAGUUCUUCAUACAACUCUGCUCUGGAUACUCAUCUUUCCUUCCUUGGCUCACACAGACAUGUUAAGGCAAUAGGAGAGGACAGCUUGAUUACCAGUGUAUUUGUGCAGGGAGUUUCAUGUUGACUCCUUAGGCAUGUUCUUGCUAGUACAUCAGCACAUGAGGAAAACAGGAAGCCUAAUGCAUCAAGUUUGUAACAGAAGUGAGGUGGACUGUGGCUACUUUGUGCCUUUCCUUAAUAACAGUGUGUCUAUACUUGAAUGUAGCUUAAGAAAAGGGGGAAAAAUUGGUCUGUUUGCACUGACACUUCUUUGAAGGUACCCAGGUCAUGCUGUAACGCCCUGGCUCCUCUGGGAGGUAUAGAGCCUGGAAGGCAACAAUGUAUGUGUGCAGCAGAAGGAGCUGUUGUAGUGUGACCUCACUAAAGCAGAGUGGGAUUGGGAUAGGCUUAAUGAUCACAAAUCAGAUUCAGUUGUAUACAAGGUGUUCCUGAGGGUUUGGUACCCUCUCACCUGUGUUCUUUAUGUGCUAUGUGAGAAUAGGAGAACCCUACCUUAAACAAAUGCAAGUGAUCCCCACUCUGGUACCUUGUGUCAAGUUUGGAAGACAGAACUAAGAUUUUUGUGGGGCUGGUGGGUAUUUUAGUGACAAUAAAAUUUGGGUUGUUUAUUUUUUUCCAAGAAGUCCAGCUGGGAUGCAGUGAAGGUUCUAGAAGAGUAACCCCUGUCAAAACAUACCUCUGUAGCUUACUACCAACUUAUAGCUUCAUAAUUGUAAUUGACCUAGAAAAACUAAUUUAAUAUACAAUGCAUCAUGGUAAACACCUUUAAAUAGGAGGCAGUGUCUUCACAGACAGGCUGUGGAAAACCUUGUUGUAGCAGAUUUAUUGAGCAUAUCCAACUCUGUUCCUCUCAGAGGUUAUUAACUCCAAAGCAGAAUUAAUCACUAUAGAAUGAAGGUCUUCACUUGACAGAGAAAUACUUCAGGGCAAGGCUUGUACCUCGCCUUAUGCUGCUGAUGAGCAGCAUGUUUUAAAGUAUAUGGUUUUGUUCUCACAGUGUCCAAGCAGAUUGUUUUAAAUGUUUUCUAAACUCAUGGGAGUAUGUGUGGACCUCUGUCUCAAGUGCUUUAUUUCAUUUAUUUUUAAUAUCCCUACCCCUCACGUGUAAUUAGCACCCCCAAACAAAUGAAGUUCUCUUAUUUGUCUUUAAAGACUGAAAUCCUGUCAUGGCAUUCAGGUCAGUGUCUUCUAUUGAGUUACAGCUCCAUUCUUUCUUUUUCACUUAAAUUACCAGAAGUUUCUCUUUCCCUACAGGAGCUAGGACUCCCACACUAUUGGAGAUCUUUUUUUUUUCUCUAGAAUUUAGGGCUGUCAAGUUUUCUCUGUUAGUCUACCAAAAUACUUACUAAAAUACACUUUGUAUUUCACUCUAUUGUUGCUUUUUCUGGCUUCUCCACUAAGUUCUCCCACACCAAAAGAACAGGCUAUUAGUAAUUAGAAAUGUGCAUAUAAAAAAUCUACAUUUGUAUUUUUUGUGUUUUCCGCAUUGCCUUUCAACAACUUUUUUGAAAGUAUGUCAAUUUUGAAAGUGCCUUAAUCCUUUCAGGACCUGUAUUUGAGAUUCAAUAAGGGUUCAUAUCAGAGCUGUGAUACUCUGAUACCAAACUGGCUCAGGUUCAGACGGGUUACUGUUCUUGUAAAAUAAAUUUUAUUUUGUUUAUUGUCAACUCAGCUACUGAACUGCUAAGAAAAUUUUAUUGCCAAAAGAUCUUAUGUCACUUUGUCGUACCAGAUACCAGGAUGUCUAAAUGAACAUGUUUCUCCUUUUCCUGGCUACUGGUGAGGUAGCUGCACGGAGAAAGAUGGGGAGAAGGGUUACGAAGGCUGGAAAAUUCAGAAAGGAGAAGUAGAGAAGGGAACAGUUGAAGGCAGAUAAUUUUGAAAGGAAUUAGGGGAAAGACCAAAACCAUGUGGACAUAAUAUUGAAGAAGAGAGUGAGACAAGUCACGGAAUAGAUAAUUGUCUCUGUGGGUGGGACAUGCUCAUAUUAAAGGUGAGACUGCAGAGCUCAAGUUGAUAAGCUCUGCAGGACAAUUUACAUUUUAUGCUGCCUCUAGUGUCAGGAAGAAGAAAAAGUGAUGAAAGAUGCUCCCAGCUGAGGGUUAGCUGAGUUAGUAAGUGUCUCUGGAUGAAGGAUAGGCUUUCUCUCUGGGAGUGGAGGGAGGUGUAUUUGCAGGGAGAGGAGCAGCACUGAGGCCUGGUUACUGAAAAGGCGGCUGUGGUUCUCAGUGGUCUGUAUUCAGGGAAGUCAAAUGCAACUUAUAAUCAUUUGUCUCUUCUCACUAAAGGAGUCUACAGUAAGAACCACAACUCUGGAGUCUCAUAACUUCUGCCUUAAUAUGUUUUUGAGAUCUAAUAUGUCUCAUCCCCUUUGUAGUCUGGACAGUCCCCAGAGGGAAUGGUGGCCUGUUCUUUCCAACAGUUUCUUGCUCCAUCUGCUUGAGGAAUAAAACUUUGUUGUGAACUUACAGAUCUGAGUCCGGCUGUUCCCCGUGUUGUACAUGCUGAAAUUCAGUUGUUGUUAGUUCUUUCUAAAUUUUUUUUUUUGCCUUUAAAAAUUAUUUUUAAGCACACAUUUAAAAAAUUGAGUCAGAAAUUCAUAUAGCAGAGAUUGUGUGAAUAAAGCAACUGUAAAAGCAUUUUAAUGCGAUCAGUCAUUUUUUUGUUGUGUGGCUUGAAAUGUUCUUUUAUUCACAGGUGCCACUAGAUGUAGAAAUAAUAAAAUACAGUCUUGGAAUCUCAGUAGGUUUUAGAAAUGCUUUGGCAUAAUCUUUGUGAUACCUUAUUCAUGGAAAGCCAUGUGUUGUUACACGUGGUUCAGGAGCUUGGCUUGCAGCUACACAGUUUGUGUUCAUUUUGCCCUUAUGUAUAACAUGACCUUGUAAUAUCACUUUAGGCUCUCAUGACUUCAGGGCUUAAUUAUUGUAAUUCCCCUUUCAGUGGAUUAGUGAUGAGGCUAAUCUGCUGCUUGCAGCUUGUUCACACUGUAGCAUUGUACUUACUUGUGGGUUUCAAUUGCCCUCAUCAUAUUCAGCUUGCAUUGUGUCUUUUACAUUAUUAGUUGCUACAUGGUGUAAUGUUUAAAUUAACUUUAUGUAUAAAAGUCUGAAUGGGCAUGCCUUGGUUACAUUUCAAGAUUUCUUUUGUGUGUGUUAAUCUAAACUAAUUUUUCAGAUUUUGCUGCAAGACUUAGAAAAGCUUUCGGUCUGCAGAUUAAACCAUCUGAAUAUAGAGGUCUACAUAUUGGUGCCUAUGUCAAGUAGGUCUUAAACAGUCAUGGAAAUUGAAAGAGCACAGAGGAUGAUCAAGGUGACUAGCCGUUUGGUGGCUGAGAAGUAAAUAGUUGGUGUUAAUUAAGAAGCACUUGCAUAUCCUAGAAAUCUCAUUAGGACUAGUAGAUACAACAUCAUCUUCGAAACACCCCGUCCUUUUGGACUGACACUUGGAGAUCAGGUAUGAUUAUAUGAAAACACAUCCUUCUGAGAAAAUGCAUCUAGCAGUGGUGGCCUGUGGUGAAAGACUGGAGGAGACUGUUACUAUGUUGAGAUCAGCCAUUAUUUUCAGCAUCAGACCUCUCCACUUUCAUAUUUUUGCUGAGGACCAAUUACAUGAGAGUUUCAAAAACAUACUUGACGAAUUCCCCUAUGAAGGAAAAGUUAAUUACACAUUAUAUCCAAUAACAUUUCCAACUGAGAGUGCAGCAGAAUGGAAGAAAUUGUUUAAACCAUGUGCUUCACAAAGGCUAUUUUUGCCAUUAAUCCUCAAAAAUGUGGAUUCACUACUGUAUGUUGAUACUGACAUCCUGUUUUUGAGACCUGUUGAUGAUAUUUGGUCUUUUUUGGGAAAGUUCAACUCCACACAAAUUGCUGCAAUGGCACCAGAACAUGAAGAGCCUCGUAUUGGGUGGUAUAAUCGCUUUGCUAGACAUCCCUAUUACGGAGUAACUGGAAUUAAUUCUGGAGUCAUGUUAAUGAAUAUGACACGUAUCAGAAGAAAAUAUUUCAAGAAUGAUAUGACACCAGUGCAGCUGCAGUGGGGAGAAAUUCUUAUGCCACUACUGAAGAAAUAUAAGUUGAAUAUAACAUGGGGUGAUCAGGAUCUAUUGAACAUUAUGUUUUUUCACAAUCCAGAAAGUCUUUUUGUCUUUCCUUGCCAAUGGAAUUAUCGACCUGACCACUGCAUCUAUGGAAGCAAUUGUAAGGCAGCUGAAGAAGAAGGUAUAUUUAUUCUUCAUGGAAACAGAGGUGUGUACCACGAUGAUAAACAACCAACUUUUAGGGCUGUCUAUGAAGCAAUAAAAAAUUAUUCAUUUGGAGAUGAUCUGGUUCAUUCACUGCUGCAGCCUCUAGAACUGGAAUUACAGAAAACCAUGCAUACGUACUGUGGAAGAGUUUACAAAGUAUUCAUAAAGCAACUAACAAAAAGCAUAAGAGACUUGUAUGCCAGAAGAUCAAAGGGAAGGUGACUUUUGACUCCUAGUUGUUACAUCAAGAGACUGAAGUAAUAUACUGGUCAAAAGGUGCAAGAAUUUUAAUACAGCUUGAAUGGGCUCUUAAUGUGCCCAGACAAAAGUUUACUAGCAUACAUAAAAAUGAAGAAAAUAUUCAUGUAAUGAAGAACAGGAACUUUUUUCUGCAAAGGUGACUUUUUGCUCUUUUGAAGUUUAAUUACUGCUAAUGUUUAUCUUGGAUCUGAUGAUUUGGGUGUUACUGGCUUCUAUGGUCAGUAGUUUUAGUCUGCAUAAUUCAGUUAUCUAAUGAUCAAACAAACAAGGAAGAAAUGAAGAUGUGCUCUGUUUGGGAGUGUACCUCAUAUACUGUCUAAAAUUAUGUUAAACUGUGAAUGUAGCAAUAACUGAGUCAGCAGCACUAACCUCACUUUAAAGGUGUGAGCCUUUAUGUAAACAAAGUUGUUUACAAGUGCAGAAAAUACUCUGUUUUCAAAAAAUGGGUUGUAAUUAUCGACAAUCUGUAUGUGCCUUUAUAUGUUCAUCUCUUACAUGUUGAAGUACUGUUUUGACAAUCUUGUUGAUCUCAGAUGUAAACUGCACGCUAUAAAUACGAUUUUCUGAGAAGCUGAGAACUAGUAUGUGAUACUAGUUUUCUCCAUUGGUGAAUACGGAGACUUUAUAUUAAAAAGCAUUUGUUUGAACACUGUAGAGCCAUUAGCUCUAAAAGGUAGAGCAGAGUUGAGGGGCUUUUAAGUAAAAAUUCAGUUUGAAGUUGCUUGUCUUAUGAUACUUUUUAAAAAAUUUAUGGUUUUGCAGCUUUAAUAGGGCAUUUGGGAAGCCGAGAAAAACCCAACAGUGGAAAUCUGUUGCUGUUGUAUUUCCAUACUAGGAAUUAUUACCUCUGGUGAUUGUUAUAGAGUAUGUAGGACCUAAAAGUGAAGAGCUGUAGUAAGAGUUCUGAUGCUUCAUCAGACUGUGUAGUAGAUAGGUUUCUUAGAGAAUAUAUCCUGUUACCGUAAUUUUUUAAAUAACAUGGCUUUAAAAUAGCUUUGGGGCAGACUCUCAGCUACAUGAAUGCAUUACUGUCAAAAGGGUGAUAGUGAUCUGCAACAGGUAAGGAUUAGGCUUUCUUCAACUGUCUUAGUGAAAAAAGAAGUACUGUUUAUGCAAUACAAACUUUUUUCCCAGAGAAAAAGAUGAAGAAAAAGGCAGAAUUCUAGAGUUACAGUAAAAUAUUUAAACUUACAUGGUAUAAAAUGUAUUUGUAAAGUGUAUUUGAACUUGGAUAACCUAAGUGAGAUGAAGUCUUCAUAAAGUGAGGUUUUGGAUUCCAGAAAAGUUCCUGUGUGUUGAACGUGAAGGAUCCACUCACUGACUUGCACCUUCAUCCCAACCCCAUUUUAGAAGCUUCAUUUUUGUGGCUGUUUCCAUGUCAGAGGUAGGCUGCCUCUGAUUUCCAGAUUCAUGUGAGUUGAGCAAAUGCUUUAGCAGUACAAAAACACACUCCAGUGUAAGCAGAGUUUAUAUUCUGUUUCUAAUCUCCCUGCAGGCUCAGGGUGUAAAUUUCUGGGAUGAAAACUAGGAAGCAGUCUACCUUGCACGUAGGUCUCUUUUCCUUGCUGUGUAACCUUUUGAAGACUGAAAAUGUAGAAAUCUGUGUGAAGGUGAAUACUGUGACUGACUGAUUUUACAGUAUACAGUGCAUUAUUUUUUUACAUAAAUACUGAUUUUUAUAUCAAUUUGUGUUCAGCUUUCUUUUUUACAUAAACUGUGUGCUUGUAUUUAAAAAAAAAAGUCUUUGUUUUGAGUUGUUGUUGUUUGUCUUUGCAGACAUAUAUGCUUCAUUAUUUGACUCUUUUUUUUGAGUGAAAAUUGCAAUGAAACACUACUUAUUUACUCACAUUUAUGGCUGUGAUGGUAUUUGUGACAGAUUAAAUGAGAUUAUCUGUAGGAAAACACUAGACUUCUAGUCUCCUCUACCUGGUUUAUGAAGGUGUCUCCAAAUGCAUAGAUAUAGAUAUAGAUAUUUCCACUUCUUGGAAGUCUUGAGGUUUUUCUUCAUUGUCUGUUUUCUGUUUCAAAUUUAAAGGUUUUCAACUAUCAGACAGGUUUAACAAUAUCAAUUUACUGACAGUAUGAGUUGUUUUUUCCUUGAUUAAGUUGAAUACUCAUGUAUAAUUUAAAUGAAUUUGUAGACUCUUUGUCCCAUUUUUUCUAAUAAAUUACCGAUUUUGAAUCGUUAUUAUUUUAACAUUCCUGUGGUAUCUAAGGUGUUUAUGAUAAUUUUCAUAGCUUCUCUGCUACUUUGUGAAUGAAUGAUAUUUGGAACUGCUCCAGUAAUUUUGUGUUAAAAUAAGUUGCAGAGAACUACAAUGUGAACGUAAGACGUUUAUUAGAGGAAGUGGAUUCUUCUGUAAGAGACAGUAGAAGUAUGAAGUAAUGGGAAGAUACUUCUCAUCACUGUGGAUCUUGGAACAGAUCUCAGAUCCGUCUUGUGUGGCUGUUGCUGUCAGUCUGAGCAUUUUUCCAUGCAGAAACACUCAGAAGUGAUGUCAUAACUUGCAUUGUUCAAAAGGAAACUUAAGUAUUUUUAUGUUCUAUAUCUAAUACCUUUGAAUAUUUUCUAUUUCUUUUUUUUUUUUUUAAGUUAGGUUCUGUUCAGCUGCAUUUUUUGUAUAUUUGAGAAAAAUAACUGAAAUUCCUACAGAGUUUUGCACAAAUAACAGCAAAGUUAUUUGUUCAAACAUGAACCCAGCAAGUAAAAACUUAAAAAAUUAACCACGAGUGCGUGUGCUUUAGAUUCCCUUAUAAAAAAGAAGAAAGUUUUUUGAUCCAAGUUUAACUGUACAGAGAAACACAACUUACUUUCUGUAUUUAACUACCAAAUCUUAAAUAAUGCAGGAUAAUUUUCUAUAGAAAGGCAGGUUGCCUCACAGUUGCUUCGUAGUCCUAGUAGUCAGUCUACUCGAAACUAUUACUCAGGUUUGAAAAACAGAAGAUGUUUGCAGAGGUAAAUGAAUCUUUAGGGCAAAGCAAAAUUUGGGGAGUUCGCCUUAAUAAUGUCCACUUGAAACCAAAGAGAAUUUUACAAGGAGAGGCAAGAGACUACGAAAUUUGUUUGCUAGGUAUCAUUUCUGCUCUUCAGACUUCUCUAAGGCUAUGGAGUCCAAAUGUUUAUCUUACCUGUGUCUUCAUCACUGCUUGGAGAAGUGCUGCUAGACUGUGCUGUCCUUAAUUUUCUCACUACUAGCAUUGAAUACUGAUAGCUAAAAAUGCUUUGUGUGCCUUCCUAAGUGGCCUUUCUAUUUUAUGCAGUUCGUAUUAAAUUAUUAAACUGAGAUGAGCAAUUUAUUAGCAUUUUCUACUACCUUCAUAUUCUAGGAGGUCACUUUCUCUCCUUUUCUUCCUUUGGGUCAUUUAAUAUCAUGCCCUCAUUUUCAGAAUUAUAAUCUGGGUACAAUAGGUCCACUUUUUCUUUUAUGUCUAUGUCUUAUGAAUGUUUAUGUUCUGCCAGUCAUUUCUGCACACAUUUUACUAGAGCAAUUCACAUUAAAUCAGUCUGUAAUGUUCAUAAGAACUGCUUUGAAAUACAAAAAUAGAUGUAGAAGUUACCUUAAACUGCAAAUCUUUGUGGUUGAAUUAAUAAGUAUUUAGGGCAUGGGUUUUUUAGGCUUCCAAGAAAACGAAAGCAAUAUAAUCAGUUUUAACUCCUGGUUCAAGACUAGGAAAUUAAAUUUAAUUAAAACUGAUGUUUCAGCCUUGUAAUGCUGACCUACUAUGUCUCACUGAGCAGCUGGUGUCUAGGAAACUCUACUUACCUGUUGGAUAUCAUGAAACUCCUGUCAAGUAUUUCUUGCAGUUUUGACUAGUCACUGCUAUUGCUAUUUUUUUCUUUACAUUUUAACAUAUCUGCUAUGUUUUACUUUAUUGUUUGGUUUUCCAUUUUUAUGCAAUGGAUAGUGUUAUUCAAGGUGAAUUUGGAUUGCAGAUCUAAGCCCAAGAAAUAAAAAACCCCGAUU
Molecule: messenger RNA, 9352 nt
Organism: Myiozetetes cayanensis
Lineage: Eukaryota; Metazoa; Chordata; Aves; Passeriformes; Tyrannidae
Gene: GXYLT1
Product: glucoside xylosyltransferase 1
Exons: 7
Coding region: 4347-5348 (333 amino acids)
Biological process (GO): protein O-linked glycosylation via N-acetylgalactosamine
Molecular function (GO): UDP-xylosyltransferase activity
Source: RefSeq, a predicted model, not a curated record